This is a messenger RNA of Medioppia subpectinata, 250 nucleotides long. The record is from the annotation of a GenBank genome assembly. Lineage: Eukaryota; Metazoa; Arthropoda; Arachnida; Sarcoptiformes; Oppiidae.
ACGUGAUGUCGUGAAGUGAAGGCUCGUCACAGAUAUGGAUGAAAGCGACGUGUCUUCGAGCGAUGGAUUAGAUCUCGUGGUCAAUGAGAUCAACGACGUCUCCCAUAAGGAUAGUAUCACUUUUGAGAUUCUUCAUGUGGUGAAAGAGGGUCAGAGCCAACACGGCCUCAAACAUGGAGACUAUCACCGGUACAGACAGUACUGCUCGCGACGUCUUCGGCGGAUCAGACGGUCGUUGAAUUACGUGCAG